Molecule: messenger RNA, 2096 nt
Organism: Cicer arietinum (chickpea)
Lineage: Eukaryota; Viridiplantae; Streptophyta; Magnoliopsida; Fabales; Fabaceae
Product: scarecrow-like protein 32
Source: RefSeq, a predicted model, not a curated record
UCCAAAAAGUAACACACCCUAAGAUUUGGCUCAAUAUCCUCAACUUUUGUAGCACCUUCUUUUGCCUAUAAAUAAGGUUUCAAGAUUCUCAUAAAGUACCUAGCUACAACCUCCCUUUCAUGCUACCUUCCUACCCUAUAUCGUAUCCCUAACAAUAGCUUAACUUACACACAUAAAUCAACACCUUAAAUUUAACCAACUUCUUCCAUUUCUCAUUUUCACUCAAACUUUCAACAAAAUUCACAUGCACGUCCACAUGAAAGCUGAGUUAAAUGGAACAUCCAUUUCCUUUCAAAACCCUACAACAAUUUUCAACGCACACCAAACCACACCUCUUCCUCAACCAGAAGCACUUAAAGGUUGUCUUGGAAGCCUAGAUGGAGCAUGUAUUGAAAAACUACUUCUCCAUUGUGCAAGUGCUUUAGAAAGCAAUGACACAACCUUAGCUCAACAAGUUAUGUGGGUCCUCAACAAUGUUGCAUCACCAUUAGGUGACACAAACCAAAGACUCACAUCAUGGUUCCUAAGAGCAUUAAUAUCUAGAGCUUCAAAAAUUUGUCCUACAUCAAUGAAUUUCAAAGGAAGUACUAACAACAACAUCAUUCAAAGAAGGUUGAUGUCGGCGACCGAACUAGCCGGGUAUGUUGAUUUAAUUCCUUGGCAUAGAUUUGGUUUUUGUGCUUCCAACAAUGAAAUUUUCAAAUCAAUCAAGGGAUUCAAAAGGGUACAUAUUUUAGAUUUUAGCAUAACACCUUGUAUGCAAUGGCCAACUUUUAUUGAUUCUUUGGCAAAAAGACAAGAAGGCCCUCCUUCACUUAGAAUAACAGUUCCAUCUUUUAGACCAAUGGUUCCUCCUUUGGUUAAUAUAUCAAUACAUGAAGUUGGUCAACGUUUAGGUAAUUUUGCAAAAUUUAAGGAUGUCCCUUUUGAAUUUAAUGUUAUUGGAGAUACAAUUUCAUUGACAAAUGAAGAAUUGAGUAAUAUUGAAUCAACAAGUUUUCAUUUUGAAACAAUGUUGAGUCUCUUGAAUCCUAGUGUGUUAAAUCUUAGGGAAGAUGAAGCUUUGAUUAUAAAUUGUCAAAAUUGGCUACGUUAUCUGUCUGAUGAUAGAAAGACUCAAAAUAUUUCGAUUCGAGAUGCUUUUAUGAAUCUAGUGAAAGGACUUAAUCCUAGGAUUGUACUUUUGGUUGAUGAGGAUUGUGAUCUUAGUGCAUCUAGUUUAACAUCAAGAAUUACUGCUUGUUUUAACCAUUUAUGGAUACCCUUUGAUGCAUUGGACACUUUUUUGCCUAAAGAUAGUUGUCAAAGGACAGAGUUUGAAUCUGACAUAGGACAGAAAAUUGAGAACAUUAUAAGCUUUGAAGGGAAUCAAAGAAUUGAGAGGUUGGAGACAGGGAUGCAAAUGUCUCAAAGAAUGAAAAAUGUUGGUUACUUUAGUGUUCCAUUUUGUGAUGAAACUGUUGUGGAAGUUAAGGAAUUGCUUGAUGAACAUGCUAGUGGAUGGGGAAUGAAAAGGGAAGAAAACAUGUUGGUUCUUACAUGGAAAGGAAAUAGCUGUGUGUUUGCCACGGCUUGGGUCCCUUAUGAAAUUAGGGAUUGCAUCGUUACAGAUCCAAGUAUCUCUUAAAUUAUAGAUUUUGAUUCGCUGUAGUCAUGCAAUCAAUUAAUUUGAAUUGUUUGAUUUAGAAGACUCAUUUUGUAAUUUUAGUAAAUCAAAUUUAAAGAAAAAAAUGAAAUUCGAGUCAUUUAAUAAAGUCGAACAAUUCAAACUCGUGAUUUUUACAAUUCUACUAUGGUAGAAAAUUUGGAUUGAGCUAUUGCUUCAAUCAAUGGUCCACAAGGAGCUACAGAGGGAAUUUCAUCACUUUAUGGGAAUUAAAACGGCACUGCAUUUUCAUAAUUAUUUCUGGAUGGCAAUUGUGUAAUGAAGCUCUACAAAUUGAUGGAUCAUUACAUGAAAGGCAAAUAGGGAAAAACAUGUGUAAAUGGUCCUUUUGUAUGACACAAAGUUGUCUCUUAGUAAUAUUUUCCACUUUUAUGCAGCUUUAAUUUAUUUAUGCUCAGAACUUUGGCUAUAUAUAAGAGGUUGUACGAAA